Molecule: messenger RNA, 528 nt
Organism: Marasmius oreades (fairy-ring Marasmius)
Lineage: Eukaryota; Fungi; Basidiomycota; Agaricomycetes; Agaricales; Marasmiaceae
Exons: 2
Coding region: 1-528 (175 amino acids)
Source: RefSeq, a predicted model, not a curated record
AUGUCGUCCUCCCUCCGACGCGUUCCUUCUCCUGCCCGAAUAAUAAGAAGAUACGCAUCUUCUGCAAACUCGAACCCUAAAAAGUCUUCUUUUCUAACGCCAGAAAAAAAGCGGGCCCUCAUCUCGUUGUACCAUCAAUCCGAUACCUUCAUAACGCCUGAAAACCUCUCCGACCGAAUCGACCAAGCCUUCCUCAAACGGAGUGUCGUUAGAACCCAAUUGAAUAGAUAUGACAUGGAAGGGUUGAUUAAAGACCAACGGGUUGCACCAAAGUUCAGCGAAUGGGCCCGCGAUAGACGAGGUUCGGUUGGUGUGGGGGGAGAAUGGAGUGGAAGCACGACACCGAGAGAAUGGAGGGUUAUUGAAGCUCUCUAUGGGGUAGAUGCGAGUGAUACUAGUCAUGCUAUGCCUGGACAGGAAGCAUUGGAAGACUUUUCAGAGUCAGAGGAUAGUCUGGAGAUUGACAAGGAAGAAAGAUUGAGGAAUGGGUCGUCAGAUUUGAACUCACCACGAAAUGCCAGAAUUUAA